Hemibagrus wyckioides is the source of this 1863-nucleotide messenger RNA. It is a transcript of the gene agt, whose product is annotated as angiotensinogen. Gene Ontology annotation, biological process: regulation of systemic arterial blood pressure by renin-angiotensin. The record is from RefSeq and is a predicted model, not a curated record. Bases 73 to 1548 code for a protein of 491 amino acids. Gene Ontology annotation, molecular function: serine-type endopeptidase inhibitor activity. NCBI's taxonomy places the organism in Eukaryota, Metazoa, Chordata, Actinopteri, Siluriformes, Bagridae. The transcript has 5 exons.
CAUUUUGAAACACGACAUCCAGUAGAUUUAUGUCCUAAUACCUAGGUUAAUGUGUAACUUUAGGGACAAGCCAUGAUUUCAGAGGUUUUUAAAAAUCUGAUAGCAAGACUCGGUGCCGUUCAUUUCAACUGGAGAUCAUUUCAGCAGCACAGACCAAGGCCCUACCUGAGAUUUUUGACAAACCAAAGGAAGAUGAAACUGCUUCUACUUAUCCACACCUGCUUUGCAAUGGGAAUGGCCAACCGUGUGUAUAUCCAUCCCUUUGAGCUCCUUAACGCUGGUGAUCUUGGUUGUGAGGCCACGGACAGUAAAGACAAGCAGCCUUUAGAUACUAUUCAUUCUGUGACUGCCAUUCAAGCCAGCACAGAGCCAGAUCCCCGGCCUGCGACCGAAGAACUAAAGAACCUCACCCGAUGGACUGCUGAGGUGGCUGAACUUCAGAACUCUGUGGGUUUGCGAAUGUAUGAUGCACUGAGCAGCAAGCAACGGGACGUUAACAUACUUUUGUCUCCUUACACUGCCUUUGGUACCCUAGUAUCUUUAUACCUUGGAACCUCCAAGAGUACUGCCAAUGACUAUGAGGAAUUCUUGGGACUCAUCUGGAAUACUGAGAAGUCUGUUUGUAAAAAAAUUAUCACUGGACACAAGGUACUACGCGCACUUAAAGCCAUUAGUUCAUUAAGCGACGGACCUCAAGAUGAGUUCAGAACCCUUGUUUGGACCUUUGUAAGCAGUGAUGCUGACUUGUCCAAAGACUUUGCACACGGCAUUCAAGAGUUUUCAGACACCUCUUUUAUUCGAGCUGUGAACUUUUCCCAGCCUAAAGAAGCCGAGACACAAGUUAACUUGUUUAUUCAGAAGACAUCACACAGCAAGGUUGAGAAUCUUUUUAAAGAUAUCACCCAAUCAACAAACCUGCUGUUUGCAAGCGCUGCACAUUUUAAAGGGAACUGGAGAACAGCUUUCCAGCCCGAAAAGACAACCGUGCAAGACUUCUGGAUUGACGAGAAGUCCACUGUGAAAGUACCUCUCAUGACACACACUAGUGACUACAUGCACCUCAGUGAUGAUAACAAGAAGUGCACUGUAGUCAAACUUGGCCUUAGCAAGCAGACCUACAUGCUGUUGGUGCUUCCCAACGAGGGAACCGGACUGCAAGACAUUGAAAAUAAGCUCAAAACAGACACCAUAUCUAAAUGGCAUAUACAUCUAAAGGAGAAAUACCUGGAAUUGUCCCUGCCUAAAUUCUCAAUGACAGCUGUGACUGACCUGAGAUCAUUGUUCUCCGAUAUGUCUGUUGAAAAGUUCCUGCUGGGUUCCAAUACCAACUUUCAGAGACUCAGCACCAAGGGCAAUUUCAUGGUCGAUAAGGUGAUCAACAAAGUGCUUUUCGAGAUGUCUGAGGAAGGAAUCGAUGUUCUGAACAAGUCUCAGGAUGAGAGAGUUCCUCUGAGAGUCACCAUGGACAGACCCUUCCUUUUUAUCAUUGUAGAGGGCAACACUAACGCUAUACUCAUGCUAGGAAGGAUACAGAACCCAACCCUAUAAAGCACAGUAUGAUCCUGACCGGCGUGCAAUAUUAUUGUCCUUCAUCUUCUUUCAAUUUAAUGUAGUUUAUUACAACAUACACACAGCAAAUGUUUUCUAGAUUAAUUAAAAAUGUGUGUGAUAUAUUAACAACUUACCUUCCAAUGACAUUACAUAUUUACACAGAAUUAUUUUUCAGAUAUUGGUUAGUUAGAGUUUUACUUAUCUAUCUUGAUAAAGUGCCAAUACUGUACAUUAACAUUCCUUUAACAGGCAUUAUUAUAUAUGUGACUUGCAUGAAUUUCAGCAUUAAUAAAGCACAUGUAACAUACGUAA